This is a messenger RNA of Elephantulus edwardii (Cape elephant shrew), 432 nucleotides long. RefSeq names its product mitochondrial ribosomal protein L49 (gene MRPL49). Gene Ontology annotation, cellular component: mitochondrial large ribosomal subunit; ribosome. Gene Ontology annotation, biological process: translation. The record is from RefSeq and is a predicted model, not a curated record. Gene Ontology annotation, molecular function: structural constituent of ribosome. Bases 1 to 432 code for a protein of 143 amino acids. Lineage: Eukaryota; Metazoa; Chordata; Mammalia; Macroscelidea; Macroscelididae. The transcript has 4 exons.
AUGGCUGCCCCUCUGAUCAUGUUUGCCUUGCGAAGGUGGAGAGCCGGCGUCCAGCCGGGCCGCGGACUACGGCCCGUGCGCCUGAUACCCCCUACUAGCAUUCCAGAACCCCCAAAGCACAAAAGUUACCCCACUCCCAGUGGCUGGCAGCCCCCCAAAGACCCCGCACCCAAGCUGCCCUACUUUGUGAGGCGCUCUCGGAUGCACAACAUCCCUGUCUACACAGACAUCACGCACGGUAAUCGCCACAUGACAGUGAUCCGCAAGGUGGAAGGGGACAUCUGGGCCCUGCAGAAGGAUGUGGAGGAUUUUCUGAGUCCUCUGCUGGGGAAGACGCCCAUCACUCAAGUCAAUGAGGUGACAGGUACUCUACGAGUCAAGGGCUACUUUGACAAGCAGCUCAAAGCUUGGCUUCUGGAGAAGGGCUUCUGA